Molecule: messenger RNA, 842 nt
Organism: Blepharisma stoltei
Lineage: Eukaryota; Ciliophora; Heterotrichea; Heterotrichida; Blepharismidae
Source: the annotation of a GenBank genome assembly
AUGAAUAGAUCUAAUCUAUACAAGCCUGCCCCUAAACAAAACUCCAAUAGAGAUCAUUAUGAAAAUAAAAUACCAGACCGUCCUCGCUUAUCAAAAGACCUUUUAUCUUACAAAUUCCCUGACGAAACCUCGCCUAAAAAUGCUUUUCAUUCAUCUCAGCUUCCUAAUCAAAAUCGAAAAAACUCCCCAUCUUCUCAUGAGCCAGCUUCUAAAAAACAAUCAAAAUAUCCCAAUUACUAUUAAAAAAUCCCAUCCCUUACAAUAAAAAUGCCUUAAUUUAUAUAAAAAUAAAUCAUCUCUAAAAAAUCUGAGUAAAAAAUUACGAUUCUCAGCAUAUAAUCCAGGCUCUGUUUUUCAUCAAGCCAAUAAAUUUAACCCUUAUUUGUCCUCCUCUACAAACAUUUCUAGUUCAGUAUCUGAAAGUGUUGAAAUCAUAGUAAGUGAACUUGACUGUCCUAGUGAAGAAGAAACAAAAUAUGUAUGCAAACCUGGUGAUCUUUCUCCUUUAGGAGAACUAAGUGAAAGCAACUCUCAGGAUUCUGGGGAUGCCUCAGAUACUGAUGCGAUUAGACCUGGCUAAAAAUAUUUUUUUUUAUAUUAUUGUAAUUUUGGAUAAAAAAUUUUUAAAAACAAUUUUUACGAUUAGAACAAUCCUAAAGAAACAAAAAAGUUUAAACUCAUCUAUAGUGCAAGAGCCUGAUAAAGACAAAGUAAUAGAACUUCUUGCAGAAAGCAUGACUAAUAUUAUUAGCAUUCAGCAAGAAAAUGAAAAGAAUCUUGCAUGUGAAAAAAGAAAUGUAAGGUUUCAGCUGCUGCAGCUUAUAAGCGACAAAGAACACUAG